AUGAAACUGCAGCAACAGAAAGAGCUGAUGAAGCGACAGUUAGAGCUCGAACGGGAGGAGCAACGCAGACGUCACGAAGCGGAAAGAUUGCUGAAGGAGAACGAGGUGGAGAAAAAGCAGCUCGAAAUCGAUUCGAUAUAUUUGCAGGAGAAGUUUCGUGCAUUAGAGGAGGAUUGUGACAACGAUUGUGAUGAUCUAAAAAGCCGGAAAUCUGCCCAAAGCAGCAUCAGCAAAGUCAACCAAUGGCGAGAGCGACAUCUAGGGGGCUUGGUUAAUUCAACCUUAGUCACCCAAGAAACUGUUCCAGUUGCGACUACGACUUCGACCGCUGUAGUGGCAGAUCCCACGCAUUCCGAUGCACUCCAAACGGUAGCAAGCUCCCCUGCUGUCAAAAGUGUUUCUAAUACGCUCUCCACGGGAAUAGCAGCAACGACACCAGUGUGCAAUAAGACCAGCACUAUCCUGACGACCGUUCAAUCGAUCCAGUCGGCAAUUCCAGCUCCAAUAUCAAGUUCCGUCGCGCCGGUGUGUGCAAACCAUCCAUCAGUGACACAACCCGUCAUUCAAUCGGCUGUGGGUGGUCCACCGAAUUUGAGCAGUUUGGGUGGGUUGUUAAAUCGAACGUCUCAACAAUAUCCGUUUUGGUUUCCGCAUGGAAGCGCAAUACUUGGAGGAAAUCCAUCAAUAGGAGUAAGCAACUCGCAAGGUUGUGCGAUACCAGCGCAGAUAGUAAAUCAGGGCAACAGUAAUUAUCCGUCAGUUGGAGUAAGCAUAUCGCAAGGUACCACGAUACCCGUACCGGUAGGCAAUCAGGGUGGUACUAGUAAUUCGUUUCCUGUAUAUUUUCCUCCUUUCCCGAAUUAUAUUAAUCAAUACGAUCGACAUUGUCCCUUACCUCCUGAGCUACCAUGGGAACACUCACCGCGAAUGGGCAUGUAUAAUCCUCCCGCCGUCCAACCACCGACGGAAAACGAAAUAGGACCCACAUCGCGGCAGCUAGCUGCACGCCAGGUGAUGUCGAAGGAGCUCCCUCCGUUCUCAGGGAACCCGGAAGAAUGGCCUUUAUUUAUUAGUUCAUUCACCAAUUCCACUAAUGCUUGUGGGUUUACAAACGCGGAAAAUUUGAUGCGAUUGCAACGUUGUCUACGAGGAGGCGCUUUGGAAGCUGUUCGAAGUAGGCUUUUGAUUCCGGAUUCAGUUCCACAAGUCUUAGCCACGCUACAGACUUUAUAUGGGAGACCGGAAAUCUUGGUGUACGCUCUACUGAAGAAGGUUCGAGAAGUUCCAGCACCGAAGUCAGACAAACUUGAGACGCUCAUCGGAUUCGGAAUGGCAGUUCAGAACCUCUGUGACCACCUUCACGCUAGUAACCAGGAGGCACAUUUGAACAAUCCAACGUUGCUUUAUGAGUUAGUGGAAAAACUUCCUGCGAACCUCAAGCUGGACUGGGCGAUGGUCAAACGUCAACAACCAGGAGCCGAUCUUCGAACGUUUGCUGCGUACAUGUCCAUGAUUGUGUCUGCGGCCACAGAGGUAACUCUGACCAUUGACGCAAAACCAAAUCAACAAAAGAACGACAAGUCAAAGGAAAAGAAUUUCUGCAAUCCACAUUCAGCGCCUACUGUCAGCCACCCUAAGCCCGAGGAAAAUUGUUCAACGGGGAGGCAGUGCCUGGUGUGCCAAGACCCCUUGCACAAAGUGAAGGAUUGUGCUACGUUCAAAAAGUGGGACGUCGAUAACCGAUGGAAAUUGGUUCAAAAACUAUCGCUUUGUCGUAUUUGUUUAUUUUCGCAUGGAAGGCGUCCAUGCAAGUCGAAAGGGCGGUGUGGAAUAGAUGGUUGUGAUUAUAGACAUCACCCGAUGCUGCAUUCUAUCUCAAAGAGAAGCGAUGCAUCUACGUCAAACAACAAUGCAGUGCAAAAUCAUCACCACACCGGGAGAGGUUCCCUUUUUCGCAUUGUUCCUGUGACACUCCACGGAAAGACACGAUCGAUCACGACAUUCGCCUUCCUAGACGACGGUUCGUCGAUAACGUUGGUUGAGGAUUCUAUUACGAAUUUCCUUGAUGUUGAUGGUAAAGCCGAUAAUCUAUGUCUGGCCUGGACGGGUAAUGUUACUCGUUCCGAAGAGCAAUCUAAGCGGGUGAAGUUGGACAUAUCAGGUGUUACACACCGAAAGAAGUACACCAUUUCUGAAGCUCGAACGGUGAAAAGCUUGGGAUUACCAAGGCAGACCCUAUGCUAUAAGGAUCUUGUUGAACGUUAUCCGUAUUUGGCUGGACUACCCAUUCCGGAUUACAAGGAUGUCGUUCCCAAGAUUCUAAUCGGUAAUGACAAUGCUCAUUUAAGUGUCACCUUGAAAAGGCGUGAAAGGCUACUAGAUGAGCCUAUCGGCACCAAAACUAGACUAGGGUGGUCAAUUCAUGGUCCGAUAGCAACGAUGAGGAAUGAACCAUGCUUCAGCAUGCACAUGUGCCAGUGCGUACAUGAGGAUGAGGACUUGCACAAUAUAGUCAAGGAGUACUUUUCCCUUGAGAAUAUGGGAGUGUCCCUACAACGAAACUUAGAGUCCGAAGAAAAUCAACGAGCUAGGCGGACUCUGCAAAUUACCACAUUGCGCGUAGGCUUCCGAUUCCAAAUCGGGUUGUUGUGGAAGUACGAUACCUUCGAAUUUCCUGAUAGCUACUUCAUGGCUGUGCGAAGGCUGGAAUGUCUGGAGCGACGUAUGUUGGCGGAUCCUGAACUCGGUUCCAAUGUUCGUAGGCAGAUAGAGGAGUACAAAAUAAAAGGGUAUAUUGAGAAAGCAUCCAAGGCUGAUUUGAUCGCGGUGGAUCCACGAAAAGUUUGGUAUUUACCACUGGGCGUGGUUAUUAAUCCUAAAAAGCCAGGUAAAAUCCGCAUCUUCUGUGACGCAGCAGCGAAAGUGGAUGGGGUGAGCUUAAACACAAUGCUGAGUAAGGGGCCGGAUCUGCUUGUACCGUUGAAGUCAGUUCUAACCGGAUUCCGAGAACGACAAAUAGCUCUAUGUGCGGAUGUGAAAGAAAUGUUUCACCAGAUGCUUAUGCGAAAGGAAGAUAAACACGCCCAGCGAAUUUUAUGGAGAGAUGACCCAAACCAUGAGCCACAAGUGUACUUCAUGAGUGUGGCCACUUUCGGAGCUGCCAGCUCGCCGUGUUCGGCACAAUUUGUUAAGAACUUAAACGCAAGCGAAUAUGCAGAUCGAUAUCCAGAAGCUACAGACGCAAUAAUACGUAAACAUUAUGUUGACGACUAUCUGGACAGCGUGGACAGUGAAGAUGAAGCGAUCAAGAGAGCGAAAGAGGUUGCUUUUGUUCAUUCCCGAGGCGGAUUUAUUAUUCGUGGGUGGAUGUCCAACUCGAAGGAAGUUCUGCAAAAGCUGGGUGAAACAACGAGCGCCGACGUUAAGGAGUUCUCGAUGGAGACUGGCCACUGUUCGGAACGUGUGUUGGGAGUGUUGUGGUUACCGGAAGAAGAUGCGUUCACGUACGCGGCUAAUUUUGUGGCGGUACCUGAAUGGCCUACCAAGAGAGAGCUGCUGAAGACGGUGAUGACUUUAUAUGAUCCUCUGGGAUUUCUUUCACACUUUACCAUUCAUGGGAAAAUCCUAAUCCAGGACGUUUGGCGCAGCAAGGUUACGUGGGAUGAAAGAAUUCCUGUUGAGUUAAGACAACGAUGGGACCAAUGGGUUGCCCUUUUCCCUUCCUUAGCAGCGGUGCGAGUGCCGCGAUGCUAUUUUCCAAGACAGCUGUCAUCGAAAGUCAAGAAUAUACAAUUACACAUGUUUGUAGAUGCCAGUUUAGCCGCCUUCGCGUGUGUGGCCUAUUUACGCGCCGAGGUAGAUGGGAAAAUUCAUUGCGCAUUGGUGACUGGGAAGGCAAAGGUCGCCCCUCUCAAAUUGACGUCCGUGCCUCGGCUGGAACUUCAAGCUGCGGUGUUAGGAGCGCGUCUAGUCGAAGACAUCUGCUCCACUCACACUCUACCUAUUGCGAAGAGAUUCAUUUGGACCGAUUCUAAAACAGUGCUAGGAUGGAUUAAUUCGGAUCAACGAAGAUAUAGCCAGUUCGUAGCAUUCCGCGUCGGAGAGAUUCUGGAGAAGACACGUGCUACUGAAUGGCGUUGGAUUCCUUCGGAUAUGAAUGCGUCUGAUGAUGCUACAAAGUGGAAAGGCGAGCCUAAUCUAACCCCGGAGGGUCGCUGGUUUGGGGACCCUGAAGUUUUGCAUAUUAAUGAGGAGUACUGGCCGUCAUCUUCCGAUGUCAUGUACGAUACAACCGAGGAGCGACGGUCCAAUUUGGUGAUCGAGCAUCAUGUAGUUCACUCAGUUUUCGACUGGGAGAGAUUUUCGAAAUGGCACCGUUUGUCUAGAACCGUCGGGUACGUUGUGCGAUAUGUCGGCAAUUUGAAAGCCAAAGCCCGAAAACAUCCCACUACAAAGGGUCCAUUGUGCCAAGAAGAGUUAGCAACAGCGGAGACGUGGGUCUUUCGUGCGAUUCAAAAGGAGGUCUACCCGAAGGAAGUGGACAUACUGUCUUCUAUUGGCACUCAGAAAGGAGGCUCGAAAUUAGGCUGCGACAGUAGGCUUUUCAAACUUGCUGCAUUCAUUGAUGAGAAAGGGGUCAUGCGUAUGGAAAGCAGAAUCAGCCUGGCUUCGUUCGCGGCUUACGACACAAGGUACCCCAUCAUACUCCCUCGGAAUCACCACGUUACGACCAUCAUCAUAAUGUGGUACCAUCACAAGUUCCUGCAUGGUAAUAGGGAAACGGUGAUCAACGAAAUGCUCCAGCGUUUCCACGUAUCCUGCCUACGCGUUGUCGUUCGAAGCGUAACCAGAGAGUGCCAGCAAUGCAAGAUUCGUAAAGCGAAACCAUCGGUACCUAGAAUGAGCCCUCUACCAGCUGCCAGACUAGGAGCAUUCUUCCGGCCAUUUACAUUCGUCGGUCUGGAUUAUUUCGGGCCAAUGACUAUUAGAGUUGGUCGAAGCAACGUGAAACGCUGGGUUGCGUUAUUCACAUGUCUUUCCAUCCGUGCGGUGCAUCUAGAAGUCGUGCAUUCGCUUUCAACCGAGUCAUGCAAGAUGGCAAUUCGGCGUUUUGUAGCCAGGCGUGGCUCACCAUCAGAAAUAUACAGCGAUAACGCGACAAACUUUCUCGGUGCCUGCCACGAACUUCGAAGCGAGAUUAAAAGCAUUAAUGAAAGCCUUGCGGAGACCUUCACAAACGCCAGUACGAGAUGGCUUUUCAUCCCUCCGUCCGCUCCGCAUAUGGGCGGCGCUUGGGAGCGGAUGGUACGCUCAGUUAAAACAGCUUUCUACGCGAUGACAACUACCAAGCUUCCAACGGAAGAGAUGUUCGGAACGGUAUUAGUGGAGGCCGAAGGUAUUGUCAAUUCCAGGCCUUUGACCUUCCUAGCAUUGGAUGAAGGCAACCAAGAAUCAUUAACACCCAAUCAUUUCCUCCUUAUGAGUUCCAACGGAGUCGUGCAGACUCCGAGGAAAAUCUACGAGUCGAAUGCCAUAUGUCGGAGUGACUGGGACCAUUGUCGUCGCAUGGUUGAUCUAUUCUGGCGGCGUUGGAUCCGCGAGUAUCUGCCUGUAAUAUCAAGAAGGACAAAAUGGUUUGGGGAAGUAAGAUCGGUGAAGCAAGGAGAUUUGGUAAUAAUUAUUGACGAUGGACUCCGCAAUGGAUGGGUGCGUGGACGGGUUCUGAGGGUUCGCAAAGGUCAAGACGGCCGAGUACGCCAAGCGUGGGUGCAAACAUCAGCCGGAGUGCUUCGAAGACCGGUAGCGAAACUUGCGGUGCUGGAUCUGGAUUCUGGUAAAACUGGCACUCAGAGCGGUGACCAGUGUUACGGUCAGGGGAAUUGUCGUUACUGCGAUUGA
Molecule: messenger RNA, 5898 nt
Organism: Topomyia yanbarensis
Lineage: Eukaryota; Metazoa; Arthropoda; Insecta; Diptera; Culicidae
Exons: 2
Coding region: 1-5898 (1965 amino acids)
Biological process (GO): DNA integration
Molecular function (GO): nucleic acid binding
Source: RefSeq, a predicted model, not a curated record